AAUUCCUCUUUCUCCGUCGUUGCUCUAUUCCGGCGAUACGUGAAUCUCUGAUCCAAGCAAUUUCACUCUAAUAGCUUGAUUUUCUGAAUUUUACGGAUCUAAUCUCUGGUUUGUUUCUCUUCUCUCUGUGUUAAAGCAUCCAUUGAUCUUUCGUGGGAUGGAUAGUGGAACGAUCAACAUCAAGAAAUGGGUAGUGAUAUAUCCAGUUUAUAUUAACUCAAAGAAAACUGUAGCUGAGGGAAGAAGAAUCAGUGUGAGUAAAUCAUGUGAGAAUCCGAAUUGCAUUGAGAUUAGUGAUUGUUGCAAGCAUUUGAAACUCCCUAGUGCCGUCGAGAUUGACAAAGCAUACCCGCGCGAUUUCAUGCAAGUAGGGAGAGUGAGGGUGCAAUUGAAAAGGGAAGAUGGGACUUUACUCAAUCCAGCUAUUACUUCAAGUAAGACCUCUCAUCUGUAUUCCUGAUUCUAUAUCCGCUCGCUGUUAAACAUUUGUCUUUUGUGUUUUCUUUAAGUGUUAUCCUAGUGUGAUUACUUAUGUUGAGCUAGAAAAUGGAAUCUGCUUUAUUUACUCUUGUUGUGUUGUUAAGAUCUCUCCUUGUUACCCAUGUGUGGAUGUGUUCAACCUUCCUACGAAUGUUGCCUGAUACAAACCUGCUUGUUAUCAAAACUCUGGUCUCUGAUAUUAAAGUUCUGCUUUUUUU
Arabidopsis arenosa is the source of this 698-nucleotide messenger RNA. NCBI's taxonomy places the organism in Eukaryota, Viridiplantae, Streptophyta, Magnoliopsida, Brassicales, Brassicaceae. The record is from the annotation of a GenBank genome assembly.